Tetrahymena thermophila SB210 is the source of this 1083-nucleotide messenger RNA. Its product is annotated as trichocyst matrix protein, putative. The record is from RefSeq and is a predicted model, not a curated record. The transcript is spliced from 4 exons. Lineage: Eukaryota; Ciliophora; Oligohymenophorea; Hymenostomatida; Tetrahymenidae.
AUGAAAUAAGUAGCAAUUAUAGGAUUCUUGCUUAUCCUUAAUAUUACAUUCUCUUAAGCUGUUUUUUUGAAAAGGCCUGUAACUUAACAUUUCACUGUGUUUUCAUAACUUGAAAAGAUAGAAAAUCAUAGUUUUGGUAAAAGAAUACUAGAUACUGUAGCAUUGUAAAUUACUAAUAGAGUUCCUUUAGGAGAAGUUGCUAAGGUUAUUUCUGAAAUAAACUCUGAUAUAUAAUCCUAGUAACAAACUGCAGAUAGCUUACAAGCUGAAAGAAGUAGGGAAUGUGAAUCUGAAUAAGAUAGAUUAAAUAGUAUCAUAACUGACAAUAACGCUAUAAAAACAGAUGCCCUUGAAAAUAUUGCAAUCCUUGAGGUUGAAAUUAGUUAAUUGAGUGCCAAUAUUGGGAAUAAAAAUUAAUAGCUUACCUUGCUAAGUGACAGAGUUAGCAGCAUUUAGGAUGCAAGAUCUAGAGACAACGAAGAUUUUGAAAGAAGAAGUCAAGAAACAGAAUAAGUUAUAGAAGCUUUAAAUUUAAUUAUUGAGAAGGUGGGUAGCAUUUCCCCAGAAACCUCAGAAUAAGAAGUGUUCUUAUAAUUAGCAAAAAUCGGAAAAAGCAAUCCUAUUCUUUCUUUAGUUUCAAUUGCUUCUACUUUUUCAUAAGAUUCAUUAGAUAAUGUAAUUAAUAAGCUUAGUUAACUUAGAGAAUCUCUUUCUGCUUCAUUAGUUGAAGACGGAGAAGCAGAAAAUCGUGCUAUUAAAGAAUUUAACAAAUUAGUGUCUGAACUUCAUUCUACAAUUAAUAGCCUUAAUUUACUCAUUAGCUCUCUUAACAACGAGCUAAGUUAAAAGUAAGCAUCUCAUGCAUUCCAUACAAGUAGACUUAAUAAUGCUGAAGAAGCUAUAUCAUCUAGUUAGGAGCUCUUAAAAAGAAAAGUAUCAUAAUGUAAUGAUUGGAGCACUUAAUAUUAAUCCGACACCUAGGCUAGGAAUGAGCAAAUAGAUAUUAUUGAAGAAGUAUAAAGUAUAGUUGCUACUAAGCUUGAAACAAUGAAAGAUUAUCUUAAAGAAAGAGCAGAGCAAUGA